AUGAGUUGGAACAAUAAGUUAUUAAACAAUAAAUUCAACUUUAAUAAUUUAUAUAGUUUAGGUGAAAUGGAAAGAACAAGUAGUGAAAGUAUGAAACCAAGAAUAUCACAUUUAGAAGAUUCAGAUUCUAAAAAUUUAGGAGGUAUUGAAUAUGAAGGAAGUUCCAAUAUUAUUGAAUUAGAUGAAGAGUUUACUUAUACUGAACAAGAAGAAAGACAGUUAGUACGUAAACUUGAUUAUUUCUUAUUGAUUACCAUCUUUUGGAUGUAUCUCUUAUCAUAUAUGGAUCGUACCAAUGUUGGUAAUGCUUAUAAAAGUGGUAUGGAUGUUGAUUUAGAUAUUGACUCAUCAAAAUAUUCUAUCGUUUUGAUUGUAUUCUUUAUCUUUUAUGUUAUUUUUGAAGUUCCUGCUAAUUUAGUUAUGGUUAAAGUUGGUGCUUCAAGAUUCGUUCCAGCUAUUAUGUGUGCUUGGGGUGUUUCUACUGGUUUGACUGCCCUUGUUAAUAGUUAUGCUCAAUUAAUUGGUUUAAGAGUUGUUACUGCAUUUUUUGAAGCUGGUUUUGCUCCUGCUAUUCUUUUAAUCUUAUCCAGUUGGUACCGUAAAAAUGAACAAAGUAAAAGAUUUUCAGCUUAUAUUAGUGCUGCUAUCUUAUCAGGAGCUUUUGGUGGGUUAAUUGCUGGUUUGAUUACCCAACAUUUACAUAAUUCUCAUGGUAUUGCUGGUUGGAGAUGGUUAUUCAUUAUUGAAGGUGCUGCCACUGUUGCUAUUGGUAUCAUUGGGUUCUUCACUUUAUUACCCCUUCCUCAACAUAUGAAACCAAGUAAAGGUUUUACUGAAAGACAAAUUAAAAUUGCCAUGGUCCGUCUUAAGAGAGAUAACGUUGAUAACGAUUCAGGUGACGGAAUCAGUCCAUUACAAGCUUUAUUAGGUAAUGUUAAAAGUGCUAGAGUUCUCAUGUUAAUUGUUGGUUACAUGGUUAUUGUUGGUUCAAGUACUCUUUCAUACUUCUACCCAACUUUAGUUGCUGGUCUUGGAUAUUCUGGUUCAAUGAUUCAAUACAUGACCAUUCCAAUUUACGCUGCUGCAUUUGUUUGUAAUUUAGUUGUUGCUUUCUUCAGUGACAGAAACAUGCAUCUUAGAGGUUACAUUUUAUCAGGAUUAUUAUGUUUUGCCGGUGUUUUCUCCGUUGUCGUUGUUACUUGUUACGGUUAUACUGUAAGAUAUGCCAUGUUAUGUUUAAUGGCAUCUGCGCUCUGGGCUGCUAACGCUUUAGCAUUAUCUUAUGCAGCUUCAACUUUAGCUGAUAAAGACUCCAAAACAAGAGGGGUUGGUUUAGCUUUAAUUAAUGCCCUUGGUAACUUGGCCCAAAUUUAUGGUGCUUAUUUGUUCCCACUGACCGAUUCUCCAAAAUAUAUUAAAGGUUUUGGUGUCAUUACUGGAAUGUGUUUCUUAGGUUGCGCAACCUAUUUCCUUUCAGCAGUUUAUACAAACAGAAGAUUGAGAAAAUUCGAUCUUGAAAAUAUAUAG
Yamadazyma jaroonii is the source of this 1527-nucleotide messenger RNA. Lineage: Eukaryota; Fungi; Ascomycota; Pichiomycetes; Serinales; Debaryomycetaceae. The record is from the annotation of a GenBank genome assembly.